Messenger RNA from Penaeus indicus, 723 nucleotides. Its product is annotated as stomatin-like. The transcript is spliced from 6 exons. The record is from RefSeq and is a predicted model, not a curated record. Gene Ontology annotation, cellular component: plasma membrane. Lineage: Eukaryota; Metazoa; Arthropoda; Malacostraca; Decapoda; Penaeidae. Bases 178 to 723 code for a protein of 181 amino acids.
UAAUCAUUUGACGUGGUGACGUAAUUUAUCAGCAGAAAGAGGAAAAACAAACACAUGUUUUAUAGCAUUCCAGGUCCUCAACCAAGGAGCUGAGAAGGCAAUCGCUGCCUCAUUAAAAAAAAAAAGCAAUCUUGGACUGUGUGUGACUAUUGACCUGACCUGACCCCGCGGCUGGUAAUGUUGCAGAUCCUCUCCCGUGACCACGUGACAGUGUCGGUGGAUGCUGUGGUAUACUACAGAGUCCACGAUCCCGUCAUGGCGGAGAACAAUGUGGAGGACUACAGCCACUCCACCCGUCUCUUGGCCGCCACCACCCUCCGGAAUGUCCUCGGUACGAAGAACUUGGCGGAAAUCUUGAGCGAGCGCGAGUCCAUCUCCCACAACAUGCAGAGCUCCCUAGACGAAGCCACAGAUCCCUGGGGUGUCAAAGUAGAGCGAGUUGAAAUCAAGGAUGUCCGCUUGCCCGUGCAACUGCAACGUGCCAUGGCUGCAGAAGCCGAGGCAGCACGAGAAGCCCGUGCCAAGGUGAUUGCGGCCGAGGGAGAGCAGCGUGCUUCCAGGGCCCUCAAGGAGGCUGCAGAGGUUAUCAACGAGUCCCCAGCUGCCCUCCAGAAACCUGUGAUCUUGUAUCACCCUAGAAACCUUUUGUACAUUGUCAUUAUAUCAAGACUAAAUAUAGAACUUCAAUGGGACAUUUGCAAAAAGAUUGAAUAUGAACACUAG